Molecule: messenger RNA, 2266 nt
Organism: Ornithorhynchus anatinus (platypus)
Lineage: Eukaryota; Metazoa; Chordata; Mammalia; Monotremata; Ornithorhynchidae
Gene: MYCN
Product: MYCN proto-oncogene, bHLH transcription factor
Exons: 2
Coding region: 135-1331 (398 amino acids)
Biological process (GO): regulation of transcription by RNA polymerase II
Molecular function (GO): protein dimerization activity; RNA polymerase II cis-regulatory region sequence-specific DNA binding; DNA-binding transcription factor activity, RNA polymerase II-specific
Source: RefSeq, a predicted model, not a curated record
UGGAGGCAGCGCCAGCGCCCUUGGGCGUGCCCGUGUCCAACGAGGGGCGAGGACCCGCCCCCUUUCCCACGGCCGGGCUUCUUUCCCACGGGUGGCGCGGGGGUCGUGCCCGGGGUGGCCGCCGCAGCCCCGCCAUGCCCGGGGUGGUCCGCAAGAACCCGGACCUGGAGUUCGACUGCCUGCAGCCCUGCUUCUACCCGGACGAGGAUGACUUCUCCUGCUGCGGGCCGGACUCGGCGCCCCCGGGGGAGGACAUCUGGAAGAAGUUCGAGCUGCUGCCCACGCCACCGCUGUCCCCCAGCCGGGCUGGCCUCCCCGGGCCCCCGCGGACCCCCUCUGAGCCCCCAGACUGGGCCUGCGACCUGCCGCCGCCGCCCCCCGAGGGGGACGGGGACCCCUGGGGCGGGCCCGGAGACCCCAUCGUCCUCAGGGACUGCAUGUGGAGCGGCUUCUCCGCCCGGGAGAAGCUGGAACGGGCCGUCACCGAGAAGCUGCACGGAAAAGGACCGGCCGCCGCCGCCUCCUCCGCGACGCCCUCCGGCGCGCCCGCCCCCACCGUGCCCGGCUGCGUCGACCCCGCCGUCGUCUUCCCCUUCCCCGUCACCAAAAGGGAGCCUUCGGGGUUGGCGACCGGCCCCCCCGGGCCCCGCCGCCCCCGCUGCCCCCGACAGCCCCCCGACGGCGACAGUCGUGCCAACAGCAGCUCCGGCGACGACACCCUCAGCGAUUCCGAUGACGAAGAGGACGAAGAAGAGGAUGAAGAAGAGGAGAUUGAUGUGGUCACCGUGGAGAAGCGGCGGUCCUCCUCUAACAAGGCCGUCACCACGUUCACCAUCACUGUUCGCCCGAAAAACACCACCUUUGCCUCCGUGAGGACAGCCCAGAAUGAACUGACCCUGAAGCGCUGUGCCCCAAUCCACCAGCAGCACAACUAUGCCGCCCCUUCCCCCUACGUGGAAAGCGAAGAUGCGCCUCCCCAGAAAAAACUGAAAAACGACGCCCCACGCCUGGUCAAAAACAUGAUCCCACCAAAGCCCAAAAACUCGAGCCCGCGGAACUCAGACUCGGAGGAUAGCGAGCGCCGUCGCAACCACAACAUCCUGGAACGCCAGCGGCGGAAUGAUUUGAGGUCCAGUUUUCUCACGCUAAGGGACCACGUGCCGGAGCUGGUUAAAAACGAGAAAGCCGCUAAGGUCGUCAUUUUGAAAAAAGCCACAGAAUAUGUCCAUUCCCUUCAGGCUGAGGAGCACAAGUUGUUGCUGGAAAAGGAAAAGUUGAAAGCCAGGCAGCAUCAGUUGCUAAAGAAAAUAGAACACUCGCGGACUUGCUAAACUCUCUCUGACCUGGACGGACACUGCCACUUUGCACAUUUUGAUUUUUGGUUUUGGUUUUUUUUUUUUUUUUAAUUGUGUUUUGACGUUAAGAAUGUGGGUUUAUUUUCAAUCCAGUUCCCCACCCCCCCGACCUCCGCCUUCCAAACCGUUAGUUAUCCGAGUGCUGAACAUCUGGGCGUUUUGCAAGGAGCUGAAGAGACUGCCAAAUGUUGAGGGUCUAGCCUUGUACAAUUUUCUCUUUCUUUCUCCCCCACCCCCCGGCCCCCAGCUCCCACCCCCGACAACUGUAGAUGUUCUUUAAGUGUUGUGAGCAUUUGGAGCUGCUGAUGACACCUCGUUGAGUUUGAAACAGAAAUUCAUUCCUUUUUAAUGGUGCUUAUGUUCUAACAGAUGUUACUUUAGGGGUUGACCUUGGAGCCCCUGGGGGAAAUUUCUGUAAAUACCAUUUCUACAUUUGCCUUUUGUACAUGUCUUGGGUUAUGAGAGGUGGCUUUGGCUGCCCAUGUUAGACUGGAAGUUCAUACCUAAGUACUGUAAUACCUCAAUGUUUGAGGAGCAUGUUUUGUAUACAAAUAUAUUGUUAAUCUCUGUUAUGUACUGUACUAAUUCUUACACUGCCUGUAUACUUUAGUAUGAUGCUGAUACAUAACUAAAUUUGAUACUUAUAUUUUCGUAUGAAAAUGAGUUGUGAAAGUUUUGAGUAGAUAUUACUUUAUCACUUUUUGAACUAAGAAACUUUUGUAAAGAAAUUUACUAUAUAUGCCUUUUCCUAGCCUGUUUCUUCCUGUUAAUGUAUUUGUUAAUGUUUGGUGCAUAGAACUGGGGAAAUGCAAAGUUCUGUGUUUAAUUUCUUUGAAAUGUACAUUUAGUGCUGCAUCUUAUAGCACUUUGAAAUACCUCAUGUUUAUGGAAAUAAAUAGCAAUUAAAUGAU